AUGUCAUGGACAGAUGCCAAGGCAGCCUGCACCCAUUACAAGGACACACGGCUUCUCUUUAUUAACCGCCCUGAAGAGAAGCACAGGCUCAUUGACCUAAAGUCAGCUCCCGCUGGCUGUGCGGAGAUCAGUACUGAUGGCAAAGUGACGUCACAGACAAACUGCGCGGCUCUGAGAACCUGGAUCUGUGAGAGAGAUGAAGCAGUGGAUUUAUUUCUAGAGUAUCCACGCCACGCAUUACUGAAACCGCGUGCAAGUUCGGGUCAGCUGGACUCGUUGGGCAGUGCGAAGGAAGCGUGUAUUCUGGGAUCAGAGAGCUGCACUGGCGUGACGCAGUGGGAGGGAGCGUUUGUACUGGUUUCUGGGAACCAAAUGGUUCUUUCCACCUUAGUUCCAGUGACAGCCUACCUGAAGACUGCCUGUGCCCCAGGGUACUAUGGGAUAAAAUGCGUCAACACAUGCUACGUGUGUCCGCAAAAUCUAAUCUGCAACGCCGUUACUGGACUCUGCGACAGCAUGGUUACCUGCAUCGGUGGCCUUCAGCUCUCCGGCUGUCAAAGAGCUGUGAGCCUGGAAUGUCCACAGGAGCCCGGAUGGUGGUUCUGGGAGGACCACUGUUAUUUUAUAUCAGAGAAUAUUGAAACUAAUUCGUGGAAUGAUGCAAAGGACGCAUGCACCUUCUAUAAGGGGACCUCACUGCUCACCAUAAACAGUCAGGAGGAGAAGGAAUGGGUGUCCUCUAUGAUAAGUGAUCAGGCUUGGACCGGUCUGAGUACCACAUCCAGGGGUCUUAUAUGGACCUGGGCCGACGGCCAGACCCCAACUGUCUCAGCUUCCUGGUUUUCUGUUACACCGCUUGGUUAUAUAAAGAACACUUUCUGUGUUAUCAUCACCUCCGCGCCGGCGUCUCUGGCCGCCCAGGAAUGCAUUCUCUCUUACCGCUGGGUGUGCGAGCAGUCUGUCCGGACCCCCUUCCAGCCGAUCCCGGGGAUGAUCAUUCUGGAGCCUCUGCCGACGAGUAUGGCCGGUUACCCAGUACUGAGGGCUGCAGAGUUGGGGUGUCUGAGUAAUAUCCCACAAUGCACUGGGGUGACCCUCUGGAAUGGCAUAUAUUUCUCUGCUAGUGGAACCCAGCUGGUAAAGCGCCAACUCGUGGGGAGCACAGCCUACCUGAGAUCAGCUUGCUCAGUGGGGUAUUAUGGCCCCAGAUGUGCUCAGAAAUGUCCAGCCUGCAUGACAGGAUUGGUGUGUAAUUCUGCGCAGGGGGAGUGCCAGGGUACACAGACUUGUGUGUCCAAAACGACACUAAUAAUGGAUUGUGUAUACGCUCUGACCAGCACCCUCUGCCCUAGUGACCGUUGGCGAUUAUGGAAUAAAGGCUGUUAUUAUAUAGAGACGACAACCGCUACAACUGCUCCAGAUUCAUCCCUGUUCUGUGACAGAUUUCGAGAAACGAACCUUCUGACUGUGGAUACAGACACAGAAAAGAGCUGGAUUGUGAAGGCCAUUCAGCGAAUUACACAGGAUUCUGGGACUGAAAGCGGUACUUACUGGCUGCAGGCAAGUGGCGCAGGGAUGAGAUCGGACUGUCCCGCCAUCACAGCUGGCGGAGAGCGCGUGGUGCGAUCCUGCCAGCUGCCAUCUUUAUUUAUAUGUGAGGGUAAAGAAGGUUUGCUAAGUCGCUGCCCGGUGGAUCCAAAAUGGCAGCAUUGGCGGAGGAACUGUUAUUUCCAGGAUCCUUCGCUCUCGCUGAGCUGGCAAGACGCUCGGCUAAACUGUAACAGUUUUAAAGGGACAAAGCUCCUGUACUUAACCUCAACCAAAGAAAAGGACGCGGUCUGCUCCUUGUUUAAAGGGUCUUCGUGGACAGGACUCAAUGAUCAGAACGUGGAGUCCGUGUUUGAAUGGACCACGGGAGAGCCGAUCAGUCCAGAGGUUGCGCAAUCUCUGAGAGAUGACAUGGCGGACGGAGGGUUAAAAGACUGCGUGAAAAUUAACACAGAGGCGCAAAUUCUAAAUGACGCAAAUUGCAACGAGAAAAGGCCCUUCAUCUGCAAAUGCAGUGAGGACACGGAAUGGUUUGAUGAAACGGCAGACCGCGGCUUACCUGGUGAUCUCUCUACCUUGUUACCGUCUGAGAAAGACCUCAGCAGCGCUAAAGCAACCUGCUUGCGCCAAAAAACCUGGUGCUUCAUGAUUUUAAGAAACGGGACGCAGUUCUAUUUGGUCACCAGCAGUGCGGCGCUGCAAUCCAUCAGUGGUGUAACAGCUUACAAAGCAAAUAUUUGUGCUGAUGGGAUGAGCGGCAGUGCAUGCACCGUGCCCACGAAACCCACGGACAAAGUGUCUUGUGACUGCACUGGCUCCAUAACCACGUCUGUCGGAGUAGUGUGUAAUGUUCCUGUGCUAGACUGUAUAAAGUUCUGUUCAGAUCAGAAACUCCAGGCUGAUUGCUCGGCAUGCGUCCCGAUUUGUCCCGUUGGAGGUUUUGGGGUGCUAAGCAGAGAAGAAGUCUCAUUUGUGGCUGGAAUGGAGAAUAAGGUUUUACAGUUCCUGAGUCAGUCUCCGUUUGAUAAAGACGUGGAUCCUCAGAAUUCUUCCAAAAACAUCCUGUACAGCGAUAACAAACCAUAA
Molecule: messenger RNA, 2634 nt
Organism: Pelobates fuscus (common spadefoot toad)
Lineage: Eukaryota; Metazoa; Chordata; Amphibia; Anura; Pelobatidae
Exons: 19
Coding region: 1-2634 (877 amino acids)
Source: RefSeq, a predicted model, not a curated record